AUGAGCCCAAGGAACGACUCCGGUUUCAAGGUCGAGCCUUUCGACGGCUCGAACCAUGGGUUGUGGAGUUACACGAUGAAGAUGUACCUGAUGUCGAAGGGGCUGUGGGGCGCGAUCGCAAGCGAUGAGACAACAAGUGAGGCCAAGGAACAGCAAGCCCACGCCGCGAUCGUGCUCAAUCUGAGCGACUCGCAGAUGAUGCAUGUCAUCGACUCGGCCACUGCAAGAGAAGCGUGGGGACAUUUGGCGCGAUUUCAUCACAGUCAUGACAUGGCGAAUCGACUUUGGCUAAAGGAAAAGUUCGCCUCGUUCAAGUAUGCAGCUUCAAGCAUGAGCGGUCAUGUCAUGGAGAUGGAGGACCUCGUGAUGAAGAUGAAGCGCGCGAACUGCGGUCCGAGUGAAGAGGACGUGUGCGCAGUACUGUUGCGGAGUCUACCUUCAAGCUUCGAGAGCUUGGUACAGGCAUUCCGCAUGUCCGUCGCAAGCUUCAGUUUCAGUGACCUCGUGAGCAAGUUGAUCGCCGAAGAAGUGCGCCAGAAUGAGGCUGCACGGGUAGAAGAUGCGACGGCGCUCUACGCAGGCAAGAGGAAGGGUAAGCAGUACCCGAAGAAGCAACAAGGACGGCGCGCGAAGGGACCAUCAGGGACCUGCUACAACUGUGGCAAGGUCGGACACUACGCCAGAGAUUGUCGCUCUGGUCGAGGGCCAAGGGAGUAG
Molecule: messenger RNA, 717 nt
Organism: Peronospora matthiolae
Lineage: Eukaryota; Oomycota; Peronosporomycetes; Peronosporales; Peronosporaceae
Source: the annotation of a GenBank genome assembly